Adineta steineri is the source of this 1011-nucleotide messenger RNA. The record is from the annotation of a GenBank genome assembly. NCBI's taxonomy places the organism in Eukaryota, Metazoa, Rotifera, Eurotatoria, Adinetida, Adinetidae.
AUGUCAACUUCUGAUGAACAUUCUUCUACAUGUCAUAAUUGUGGUACAAUAAAUACAAAUCGAACGAUAUGCAUUCAAUGUCAAUCGGAAUUACCUAUACAAACAUCUGGUAAUAUUCCACUACAAUUAUCCGAUGAAAAUAAUGAUCAACAAAUACCAUUAAUUCAUCAAUUUCAAAAUUUAUUCAAUAAUGAUUUUGAUAUUCAAUCAUUUAAUAAUAUUUUAUUACCAAUGCUUAUUUCACAAAUACAAUUCGAUCUUCCACAACAUCAGCAUCGUCAUCGUCGUGGUCGACCACCACGGCGUAUUAAACGUAUUACUCAUUCAUCACAUGUACAUCGAUAUUUACCUUCACUUGAUAUAUCACCUUUUCAAACUAUUAAUACUCCGACAUCUCUCAUACAACUUUUAAAUAUCAAUGAAUUAGUACCUGGACAAGUACUAAAUACUCAAGUUCAAUCAAAUAUGGCUCUUGUACAAAUACCAUUACAAUUAUUUAGUUUAGAAUCAAAUAGAGAAAAUUUUAAUUCAGAAAUGUUAACACAAUUGUUAAAUGAAGAUCAAGAUAUUUUACCUGUAACAAUAAAUGAUAUUAAUCAAUUACCUAUAUUAACUAUGACUUCAUCAAAUCUUGUAAUCAAUCCAUCAUGUGCUAUAUGUCUUGAAAAUUUCGAACUCUUAUCCGAAGUUAAACAAUUACCAAUAUGUCAUCAUGUAUUUCAUAUAAAUUGUUUAACAGAAUGGCUUCUUCGUCAUGGUAAUUGCCCAAUGUGUCGAACAAUAAUUUCAUCUACUCAACAAAUACCAAUCACAAUAUUUAAUGAUCAAUGGAUGCAACAAUUAUUCUUACGAACAUUUCAACAACAACAACAAUCUAAUACUAUUGUUCCAUAUCAUCCAGUUAAAAUGGCAAAUCCAUUACAAAUUUCAUUAGAUACAAUAGAGUCUAAUCAUUCAUUAUCGUAUACUCCUCAGUUACCACGUUUUGAUUCAUCAUCAAAUAUAGAAUAA